AUGGCCGCCGCUUUGCUCCUCGUGAUGCUUCCUGUGGUGUUGACCUGUGUUCCCCAGAAAGCAGAUUACGUGAUGGUGUCGUGCUUCCCCAACGCCAUUAUCGCCAACGUGCCCGAGUGUCCAUACGGCUGGGAGAUGGAGCAGCUCUCUCUGGGGGGCGUGUGCUCCACAGGCGUGCAUAGCUCUGGUUACUACCGCUUCAUCAUUCCUGACCUGACGCCCAAGAACCACUCGUACUGCGGCACUCAGUCAGAGUACAUCCCUGGCAAAGAUGCCCGCUACAUCUUCUUGAACUGGGUGGUGUCCAACGACACAUCCCUGACGCUCAGGAACCAGCCGGUCAACUACACCUUCAGCUGCGUGUACCGAGCCACUUAUCUGGUCAACAACGCCGUCUUCAGUCAGAGAGUGGCCACCGUCUACGUCAGCAACGGAACUUUGGGCUCCUUUAUGUCACAGCUGUCCAUGGGUGUGUUCACGAACGCCAAGUUCCUGUACGCCAAAGAAGCUCCGUACGUUAUUGACACCUCCGAGAUUGGAUCAGAGGUCUUUGUCGGUGUGGAGGCCAAAGGGCUGAGUGGACGUUUCCGCGUAGUCAUCGAAAACUGUUGGGCUACGCCGACGCCAUACUCCACAGAUAGGAGGAGGUGGAGCCUCAUCAUCAACAGCUGCCCAUCUGAUGACACCGUGAACAUUUUCGAAAACGCCAAAGAUGGCCGCUCCACCUUCAAGUUCAACUCUUUCCGCUUUGGAGGUCAGGAAAAGUUGUCCACCGUGUGGCUUCACUGCGAGGUUUACGUUUGCGACAGCGAACGACUCGUCUGCCAACCCAGUCCAUGUCCAGCCAGAAGACUGGCAUCCAAAGCGGAGACAAACGGUGGCAUCUUGACUGCUGAAUUUUACAUCAGAGCUAAUGGAUCGGCCAAUGAAGGUCAUAUUAUAGGAGUGUCUCCACCUCUCCUGUUGCUCAUCCUAAUCAACACAUACUGUCAUGCUUACACAAAUUAUAUGUUCGAAACUUGAAGGAAGAUGCCUUGAAGCCUAUUUGGAAAUUCAAUAAAUAUUAGAAGAGUAUAAA
Syngnathus typhle (broad-nosed pipefish) is the source of this 1078-nucleotide messenger RNA. It is a transcript of the gene tectb, whose product is annotated as tectorin beta. The coding region runs from base 1 to 1023 and encodes 340 amino acids. Gene Ontology annotation, cellular component: cell surface. The record is from RefSeq and is a predicted model, not a curated record. Lineage: Eukaryota; Metazoa; Chordata; Actinopteri; Syngnathiformes; Syngnathidae. The transcript is spliced from 9 exons.